Notothenia coriiceps (black rockcod) is the source of this 822-nucleotide messenger RNA. Its product is annotated as peptidyl-prolyl cis-trans isomerase-like. Bases 93 to 590 code for a protein of 165 amino acids. NCBI's taxonomy places the organism in Eukaryota, Metazoa, Chordata, Actinopteri, Perciformes, Nototheniidae. Gene Ontology annotation, molecular function: peptidyl-prolyl cis-trans isomerase activity; cyclosporin A binding. Gene Ontology annotation, cellular component: cytoplasm; intracellular membrane-bounded organelle. The record is from RefSeq and is a predicted model, not a curated record. Gene Ontology annotation, biological process: protein folding; protein peptidyl-prolyl isomerization. The transcript has 5 exons.
AAACCCGACCUAAAUAGACAGUGUACUGGCGCUUCGAUAGGGAGUAAUUCAAGUGCGUAUUUCCAUCAACUCUAUCACAAGCGUUCAUCAAAAUGAUGAACCCCAAGGUUUUCUUCGACAUCACUAUUGAUGGAGCUAACGCUGGGAGAAUUAUAAUGGAGCUGCGAGCGGAUGCGGUCCCAAAGACUGCAGAAAACUUCCGUGCUCUCUGCACUGGGGAGAAAGGCUUCGGUUACAAGGGCUCCACAUUUCACCGCCUCAUCCCAAAGUUCAUGUGCCAGGGGGGAGACUUCACUAACCACGAUGGAACUGGAGGCAAAUCCAUCUACGGGGAGAAGUUUGGUGACGAGAACUUCCAGUUGAAGCAUCAGGGCAUGGGCACACUGUCCAUGGCGAAUGCUGGGCCGAACACCAACGGGUCCCAGUUCUUCAUCUGCACGGACAAAACUGACUGGCUGAACGGGAAGCACGUGGUGUUUGGAAGUGUUGUGGAGGGCGUCGAUGUUGUCAAGGCAAUGGAGAAGCAAGGCACAAAGAGCGGCACUCCUAAGGUCAAGGUUGCCAUUGCCGACUGCGGUCAAUUCAAUUAGUGCGUCAAGGCUCAUUAUGUUUUCCUUUUAUCAUCCACAUCCCAGUUAAUAUUUGAGAUGGUGAAUAUCAGAGAAAAACACUGAAUUAAUUCCCUUUCUCCACUAAAAAUGUUUCUCUCCCGUGUUGUCUUGUUUAAUAUUUUGUACCUGCUUAUCUGUUUAAGGAACACAUUUGUUAAAGUCUGGAUAAAAUGAUUCUAAUGGUGAAAAAUAAAAAGAUAUGUAAGGCUAA